AUGCUUUCAAGAGUAGCGCUACGGCUCGUUCGUUCGAGCCGCCCGGUUCGAGUGUCACCACUCCUCGCCGUGUACGCUGCGAGGUCGCGAACUUUUACGUGGACGCGGACAUUGGCGAACAAUGAGCCUCCGCGGAACUCGAGUCCCGCCGAGUCCAAUUCAUCCAAAUCAGAGAACCCGGAAUCCUCAAGCCCCUCAGAAACUUCGAAACCAGAAGCUACGGAUUCGCAAGCGGCAGAGAAGUCUGACAUUGAUUGCAAUCAAACUGAUGCCGAGGGCAAGCCUGCCUUCCGUCUUCCCGACCUAACCCAGGGUAUCCCAUCUACCCUCGAAUACGAAACCGCCGGAGCCACGAGGUCCGCACUCACUGCCGCGCCCGGCGAGGAUGGCCGUCGUGAACUUCCCGAUUCAGCCUACAUCUCGUCAUCCGACAGGAAACAACAAAGCUUCGCCAAAUGGUCCUUCAUCUCAGCGCUCGUCGGCAUGGUGGGCGCCGUAGCCUACCUCGGCCGCAACUGGGAAGAGGAUGAGGAAGCAAGGUUCCCCGAAGCGCCAAACGGAUGGAACCCCGCGGCAUGGUGGAAGCGGGCUAAGACGCGGUCCAACACCAUCGUGACAUAUUUCAGCGAACCUGCCUUCGAGACCCUUCUGCCCAAGGUCGAUCCCAUGCUUGAGAAGCCUUAUACUCUGUGCAUUAGCUUGGAGGAUAUGCUUGUGCAUAGCGAGUGGUCUCGUGAGCACGGUUGGCGGGUGGCGAAGAGGCCUGGCGUCGAUUACUUUUUGCGGUAUCUGAGCCAGUACUACGAGCUGGUUCUAUUUACUAGCGUGCCUUCUGCGAUUGCUCUUCCGGUUAUCCAGAAGCUCGAUCCCUUCCAGAUGAUUAUGUUCCCUUUGUUCCGUGAAGCGACCAAGUACAAAGAUGGUGAAUUCGUCAAGGAUCUCUCCUACCUGAACCGUGACCUUUCCAAGGUCAUCAUCCUCGACACCAACCCCGCCCACGUCAGCGCCCAACCCGAGAACGCCAUCAUCCUGCCCAAGUGGACCGGCGACGCCCACAACUCCGACCUCGUCUCUCUAAUCCCCUUCCUCGAGUACAUCCACACGAUGCAAUACGGCGACGUGCGCAAGGUCCUCAAGUCCUUCGAGGGUCAGCACAUCCCCACGGAAUUCGCCCGCCGCGAGGCCAUCGCCCGCGCCGAGUUCCAGAAGCAGAUCAAGAGCCAGAAGGCCAGCCGCGCCUCCUCGGGCGUCGGCUUCUUUGGGAACAUGCUCGGCCUCAAGUCCUCCAACAUGAGCAUGAUGGUGUCACCCGACGGCGAGCCGAGCCCCAGCGAGGCUUUCGCCAAGGGUAAGAUGAUCCAGGAUAUCGCGCGCGAGAGGGGCCAGCGGUAUGUGGAGGCACUAGAGAAGGAUAUUCGGGAGAAUGGGGAGAGGUAUUUGAAGGAGCAGCAGGCGUUGAUGGAGCAGCAACAGCAGGAGAUGAUGAAUAGUAUGAUGGGGUCCUUCUCGACCAUGUUUGUCGAUAAGAAGGAUGGUCAGGCGCCGCCGCCGGCCCCUAAGAAGGAUUAA
Scedosporium apiospermum is the source of this 1569-nucleotide messenger RNA. RefSeq names its product Mitochondrial import inner membrane translocase subunit tim-50. Lineage: Eukaryota; Fungi; Ascomycota; Sordariomycetes; Microascales; Microascaceae. The record is from RefSeq and is a predicted model, not a curated record. Gene Ontology annotation, molecular function: phosphoprotein phosphatase activity. Bases 1 to 1569 code for a protein of 522 amino acids. The transcript has 2 exons.